Molecule: messenger RNA, 2463 nt
Organism: Arabidopsis lyrata subsp. lyrata
Lineage: Eukaryota; Viridiplantae; Streptophyta; Magnoliopsida; Brassicales; Brassicaceae
Product: transmembrane E3 ubiquitin-protein ligase 1
Exons: 13
Coding region: 538-2217 (559 amino acids)
Source: RefSeq, a predicted model, not a curated record
UAGAGUUGACAUUUGCAUAAAUGAAUGUUUUGGGGAAAUAAGAAGAUUUACGUAACAGAAGAAAAACAAAAGAAGAUUUUAACCUCAGAGACAGAGAGAGCCCAUAGACUCGAGAGAAGAUCGUCUUCAAGAUUGAAACUUUACAAAGUAAAACUCCUUUGUCCUUUCCAAGUUUCCACCUUUGUUCUCUCCAAACAUAUAUUAUACUAAUAGACUAGAGAACAAGGCCAUAAAGUUUUUAACUUUCUCCCAAAACGAGAGAGAAAGAAUCUCAAACGACGACCAUUUUCAAAGUCAAUUGCUGUUCUAUGAUUACAGAGUUUGUUUCUCUGUCAUAAUCUCUUCUAGUUGUGGUUUGGUACAGACGAACAAUCUUCUAUUGCAGUUUGUUGGGCUCUCACUUUCUCUUUUAGCCGAUUUGAUCUUCGUUUCUUGUGUUUGACUUCACUUAAAGCAACCUUUUUUAUUGAUCUUCUUGUCUCCUUUAUGUUCUGAUGAAUCGGCAUUGUGAAACCACACGAGAUUUUGGGUUGUGAUAUGAAUAAUCUGGGGAAUUUCGGGGUUUGGGGAUUAGGGUUCUUCUCCUUAUCGAUUUGGUUUGCGGUUUUGCAACAAGCUAAUGGACUCAGACCCAUUAGGGAGACUGCUCGAUCCUGGGGCGAUGAGUGGCGCUUUGGCAAGAAAGAAAAAAGCGGAGCAGGACCGUUUUCCGCAUGGAACAUAACAGGAACAUAUAGAGGCUCAUGGAACUUUCUAGAUACUGUAAAUAGCUCUUCAAAGUUCCCAGAUUUCAGAAAAGAAAGUGGUAACUCUGUCAUUGAGUUAGUGACAAGUCCAACAAAAAUAACUGGUGUGCAUUAUGUUCAGGGUGCAGUUGUUUUCCAUGACGUAUUUGACAAUGAACACAAUGUGGGUGGUGCCCAAAUUAAAGUUGAAGGUGUAUAUAUUUGGCCCUUUAGACAGCUCCGUCUUGUUGCUAACAGCGGAAAGAAGGGUGAUUCAGGACUAGAAGACGAUUAUCUUCUCUCCAACCCCUAUCAUCUGCUCGGUAUUUUUUCCUCCCAAGUAUUUCAAGAAUCUCCAAGAGACAGAAUAUUGAAACAGAAAACUUCUCCAAUAUAUGAGAUGGAGAAGCACUGCAAUAUCGAAAUAGCAGCCCAAAUAUCCCAAAGCGCUUCUAGUGAAAACAAUGGGGACAAAGAUCGUUAUCAUAUCGAAGGAUUGAUGGAAAGUCCUGCAGUAGAUGAUGACGGAGAUUGUUUUUCGCCAUUGUCGCUGAAUGCAACCUCCAUAAACGUUGAAGUCUACUAUAACAAAGCUGUGAACUAUACAUUGAUGGUCACUUUUGUCUCGUUCCUCCAGGUUCUUUUAUUGAUCCGGCAAAUGGAGCACAGUAACACACAAUCCGGUGCUGCAAAGGUCUCUAUAGUAAUGAUCGGGCAACAAGCCAUCAUGGAUUCUUAUUUAUGCCUUUUACAUCUCACAGCUGGGAUUUUAGUUGAAUCCCUUUUUAACGCUUUUGCAACAGCUGCGUUCUUCAAAUUUGUAGUGUUUUCGAUAUUUGAGAUGAGGUAUCUUCUGUCCAUAUGGAAAGCAACCCGGCCUUCAACCAGCGGUGAGGGCUGGGAAACAAUGAGGCGUGAGCUCUCCUUUCUGUACAGCCGUUUCUAUGGUAUCCUUCUUGGAGGCAUAUUGUUAAUGUAUGAGUUCCACAACUACAUGCGGCCGAUCCUCCUACUCAUGUACUCGUUUUGGUUUCCCCAGAUAGUUGCAAACGUUGUUCGUGAUUCUCGAAAGCCCCUGCAUCCUUACUAUAUCCUGGGGAUGACUGUUACACGACUUGCUAUACCAUUGUAUGUUUUUGGUUGCCCGAAGAACUUCAUGCGUGUAGAGCCCAGCAAGGCCUGGUGUGUAAGCCUGUGCGCAUUCAUGGGGUUUCAAGCUGCUGUUCUUCUUCUUCAGCAUUAUUUCGGGUCUCGUUGCUUUGUCCCUCGGAAGAUGCUCCCUGAGAAAUACAGCUACUACAGAAGAUUGGAUCAUAAUGUAAACCGAAGCAGGGACUGCGUAAUCUGCAUGACCACGAUUGAUCUCAGACACCGUAUUAAUGAUUGCAUGGUAACGCCGUGUGAGCAUAUAUUCCACUCGGGUUGCUUACAGAGAUGGAUGGAUAUAAAGAUGGAGUGCCCAACAUGUCGUCGCCCACUUCCUCCAGCUUAAGCUUUGGUUCCCUCGGAAUCGUCUAUUAACUGCACCCACAUUUAAUUGUAGGUAACAGCUGCUCAGGUUCUGCCGAUUAAACUGAAACAUAUUUGGGUGCUUCUUUGGUUUCAGGGCUUGGAAAGAUAUUAGAUGAAAACAGAGCAUAGAUAGACAUAGUAUGAUGAAUUGUGUAAUAAGUCAAUCUCUUUAGUGCAUAUUCAUUGGCCAUUCUUUUAAUAAAAUCCUCCAACAUAUAAACAAUCA